GUGGAGGCUGAGCCGAGCGGGUGGGGCCUGGCUCGGUUCAGAGACAGAUUGUGCUCACUGACCGGAGACUCCUCCAGCUUUUUAUUUAUCCAGCCCAAAAUCAAACUGCAUGUGUGACCCGAGGUCGGCCUGCUGCUGCUGGACCGAAGCUGCAGUCAUUUUCCCGAUCAGCCACAGAUGGAUGCUGCUCUGUCCUAAAGGAGGAGGAGGAUUAAAAAAAAACAACACAUUUGCUGGCAUUUUCGCAGGAAAGGCAUGACUCUUUCUUUAUUAUAAGGACGACAUCUCCGCUCUUAGCAAUGCGAAGCGCCUUGUGAUUUUCAUUUCGCGAUCCUGUCAAAUAAUUAUGAACAACGCGCAAGAUAUGUCGCCCGAUUUCGUGUUGAUGCGCCUUGUGUCCGCAGCCGAGGAGGACCGCUUGGAGGCAGAAAACGGGAAUUUGCCGACGGGAGGAGUGGUGGUCGGGCUGGGGAAAGAUGUUCUGGCUCACAGCGGCGUUAAAUCGGCUUUGGAUAUCAGCCGAGAUCCGACGGACACGGCGGGGCUGGAGCAUCCCAGCAGCCUCCUGAACAAAGGCCAGCCGAGCAGCGACACCACGGCGGCACCUGACAGCGGGGGGACGGAGGGCCGGGCCCCUCAGAGCUCCAUGGACCCCCAGGGGUUCGACUUCGUCCCCAGCCCCGGCCUGCGACCGCAGCUGCUUGUCUUCUCCAAUAUAAUGCGCAAUGGAGAUGGGAUUUUGGAUUUAGACCGUCGGGAUGCGCUGGAACUGGGCCCAGCUGUUAACAACAACACCCCGAGUCCUGGAGAUGUCGAGCGACACCACGACCUGCUGGAUCAGAGACCAUCAACCUUGCAGUCUUCCGCCGAUUCAUCUGCGGAGAGUCCGGGAUCUGCCGAGUUGUGCCACCGGCAUCGAUUCAUCACCAACCCCCACAAUUGGCCCCUAUUAUCGGACAGAUCCGGACCCCUUCCCGGAGGCGACUCUAGGGGCCAAGAGGACGCCGUGUUUGAGUUGGCAAGGCGGUUUGGUGAGCUGGGGGUCGGAGCGGUACCCAGGAUGCUGUUUAAAGGAGCUGAGCUGCCGCAGUGCUCCUGCCAGGGCGCACAGGGUUCGGUAGAUGGACAAGCAGAACCAAGAGACGACCCAACGGAGACCAGCGAUGCCCUUUUGGUCCUGGAGGGGCUGGGGAGUAGGGGUAUUAAUGGCUUGGGUAUGGAGGAGUGUCCGGAGGUUGGGUUGGAUGAUGAAAACGGACAUGGUGAGUUUUUACUCAAAAGGAAACGGGAAAUAAUCCAUAAGAUGUCUGGGACUUUCUCCAUCAGCAGCUUCCAAGUGGAACUGAGGACACAGAUCGAAAAGAUGGGCCUGCCGACGACCCAAGCAGGUUCUGAAGGUUCCGUUCAGGUUUUAGCCAAGUCAUCGACACCUGCCCAGAACUCACCUUGGACCACCACGCCAAACCCAAGCCAAGCUUCUACGCCCAGAAGAGCGAAGCGGUGCACCAGUGCGCCCCGGACUCCCACGUACCGGGUUGCAGGUGGAGAGAAGACGUUCAAAGUUCCGGGCAAGUCCAAAAAGAACUCGUUAAAGACCCGAUUGAGUAAACUGUUCCGGACUAAAAGCUGCAGUGGGUCGAGUCACAUGCUGGACAAGAGACCCUCGGUAUCUUAUUCAGUGUCCUCAGCCAUGAGUCUGGUGGACAUGGAAGGUGGAUCUGGAGCCGAGCAGGAUGCCGACAGCCACAGGGAACCCAGACUGACCAGGGCCCACAGUGCCUUCUCCCCUGCCUCUCUCUCUGCCUCCCUCUCUGCCUCCCUCUCGACUUUCACUGGUGAAACAGUUUCUCUGGUGGAUGUGGAUAUUUCUCUACGAGGGUCGAACACACCGCAUCCUCCAACUCCUCCACGCCGAAGCCUCAGUCUGUUGGAUGACAUAGCGGGGCCUCAACCGGGGCCUUUCCUAGUUAGUAUUGUGGGCGCCUCCCUGCAGUCUCUCCCUCUUCCUCACCCUCCUCCUGCUCCUCCCUCCCACUCCACCAUCCAGCACAGUCUCAGCCUCAAUGAUGCCUUUUUCCGGGCCCUUCCUCAUUCGAAUCCUUUGCCGUCGGACGCCGCUCCACCAACGAGACGUGCUGCUCCUCCGGUGCUGUGUGCGCUGCGGCGAUCCGAAGCCAGCAACUUCACAGCUAGUCUGAGAGAGCUGGAGAAGUGCGGCUGGUACUGGGGCCCUAUGAACUGGGAAGACGCUGAGGUGAAGCUGAAGGGUAAACUCGACGGCUCGUUUUUGGUCCGAGACAGUUCUGACCCCAGAUACAUCCUGAGCCUGAGCUUCAGGUCGCAGGGAGUCACACACCACACGCGCAUGGAGCACUAUCGAGGGACAUUCAGCCUGUGGUGUCACCCGAAGUUCGAGGACCGCUGCCAUUCUGUGGUGGAAUUCAUCGAGCGCGCCAUCAUGCACUCCAAGAACGGCAAAUUCCUCUACUUCCUCCGCUCCAGAGUCCCAGGGCUUCCACCAACUCCAGUUCAGCUCCUGUAUCCUGUGUCCCGCUUCAGCAACGUCAAGUCAUUGCAACACCUCUGUCGCUUCUGCAUUCGGCAAAUAGUCCGCAUCGACCACAUCCAAGAGCUUCCACUGCCUAGAUCACUGAUCUCCUACCUUAGUAAGUUUUAUUACUACGACCCUGAGGAGGAGAUGUACCUGUCAAUCAAUAGCAUUCGGAGGGUCGUAGCAGCAGAGCAGGAGGCCAACCCGCAGACGUAGCAGCAACAUAUCCUAACCCAAAGUCUCUAAUGGAGGACUUAUCUGUGCUGGCCUGCAGGUCUUCCAGCAUCGGUCUCUGGAAGAGUGUAUACAGCCAAACUGGAACAGACUCUGUAUGGUACUCUGUUUAUCGCUUUCUGGAGAAAAAUGAUGGAAAACUCCCCCCCCCCCCUGCUGUUUCUAAAUCAGAAGAACUAAGAGAAAAGUUACUGACAGAAACUAAAAGAGCCUCGGUCAGCUCUGCUUUCCCGUUUCCUGAACCAGCUGGACUUUUAAAACAUGAUGCACUGGUCGAUUUGUAUAACUGUUGUUCCAAGGUAAAGGCCUUGUUUUUCUUUCUAUUUUGUAAAAACUUGGAAUUUUGGAUUUAGAGACGCCAGCAGGACGUCUCUAAAGCCAGCAGGACAGAAACUCACCUCGAGGCAAGGCAAGCCGGCCACCAGCACUGACAAGAAAACCUCAGACCUCUCUGGAAGACGGGUUCCUGCUUUUUGUGGAUGCAGUGACCGUUCCUUAUGUUGCUGUCAGUCAAACAUGGAAAAAAGAUGUUAUAUUUAGGAAUAAAGACGCCCCUUCAGCCUCAGUCCUGCUUUAUCUGCUGUGGUGUUUACCAAUCGAAUAGUCAUAAACCCGUGGAAGCUCAGAGCCGAUGUUUUCCAGUUGGAUUGACGAGUCAAUCUGGAGAAAACAAAGCUUGUUUUGUCAACAUCACAAGGUUAUUGGUGUGUGUUAAACCUGAGUCCGUCCUUCAAAUGCAUGUCGUUGUGCAUGCAGGCACUUCUGGAGAAAACCAUCGGGACAUUAUCUCGUUAUCUCAAGGAAAACAUUGGAAAAUUAACUCGUUAUCUCAACGGAAAAUUAACUCGUUAUCUCGAGAAAACAUUCGGGAAAAUUAAUUUAUCAAAGUCAAAGUUUAUUCAUGUAGCACAUUUACAACAACUCCAGUUGACCAAAGUGCUUCACAAUAGUCACAACAUCAUAGGUAGAUAAAUUCAAGUUUGGUAAAAAUAACAAGACAAAUACAAAAUUGGCAAAAAAUACCAAAAACUAAUAAUAUGAAUAAAAACCAAAACAAUUUAUGUCGAGAAAACCACCGGGAAAACACUGAAAACGUCCGCUCUUGGCUUCUGUAUAAACCUAUAAUGUUGCAACUCUUGUAUUUUCUCCAAUUAUUGAGAAUCUUUAGAUCAGGAUUGUUUUUGUACCAGCCAAUCUCCUUCACUCAAACCGACAUGAACUGAAAAUACAAAUCAUGUAAAAAUAUGGUCAGAAUAUGUUGUGAUCAGAAAAAGGCUGAAUUUUCUGUUGGUACAGCAUUAAGUCAUCAACCAGAUGUCCCAAAAUACAAAAGUUUUAUGCUGUGGGUUGAAGACGUUUUAAAAUUCGUCUCAUGUUUCUAUGAUAUAAUGAACAAUCAAAAAUAUUUCACAGGUUUUAAGGGCUUUUAUCUAAUCUAAGAAUGUUUAUUUAUAUUUUGACACAAAAUCAAAAUUCUGAUUUUUUUUCUUCAUUGGCCCUAAUCCUGUUCCGUAGUUUCAUUUGUAUAGAACUAAAUUACAUCAGAUGCUGAAAAUUAUUAAAUUACAAACAGAGAGAUUUUAAUAGCUUGUUGAUGAGAAUACAUUAUGCUACAAACGGCCCUUUGAGAUUAAUGAUCUUGAUGUGACUCCGUAUAUGAAAUCAAGAAAAAUGCUACUCAAAUGUUCCCUCAUUGGCCCAACAACAAAAUAUCCAUUUAUUUGUUUAUUUCAUUCAUUCACAGUUUAAAAUGCCACAUCUUGACAUAAAACUAAAGUUUUGAAUUAAAAGUGGAGAAAAAAAAUCUCAUUAUUACAAAUAUGUCGUCAUACUACUCUAUGCAGAAACUCUGUCUGCACUAAUGAAGAUUCAAUCAUUACCAACUGGUAAAACACCAGAACACAAACACUACUGACGGUGCAAUAAAACUUUUUAACACAUGACCAAACUUUCUCCAUGAAACGUGAAUCAUUUAUUCUGACUAAUAACCGGGUAAAACUACUUUUUGACACCAACAUGCCAGGCAGGAAUGGAACCAGCAGCUUAACCGUUUCUAACACACAUCUGUUCCCCUGCAGGUUCUGGGCUGAAGUUUUGGCAAUGUGAACUUUCACCACUAAAAUUAAGACCAUGAUGUGUUUAAAUCGAAUGUUCACAGCCAAAACUCCCAACUACAACACUCCACAUUCACUUGUUUCCAUUUUUUCCUUUUCUUUUUGCUGGACGUUUCCCAGAAUGCCUCUGUGCAACAGCCCUCAUCUAUUUACCUUCACUUCUCUGCAGUUUACAUGUUCUUCACUAAAAAGUGUCAAAAUCAGGAAACCAGAUGUUUACCACUGUUUCACCAUUUACGGUGGAUUCCUCUCUUUAGAUUGAAUUCUGUUUGCUGGUUUAAAGUAAUAAACACCAAAUAAAUGUAAAGAAACUUCCCAUGAUUUGGUUUUACGGUGCUGGAAGUUUUACAGGAUAAGCUAAUAUUUCAUUUUAUUUUUUAAACCUUGCCCUGCCUCUUGGUGUAUGUCUUCCAUACCUGUUCCCUCCCUGCCUGUUGGGUUUAUUUGCUGAAAUGCCCAGAUGUUUUUCUCUGUAUCCUGAUUCUCUGUAUUCAGGACUUUGAGUAAAAGAGAAAAACAAUA
This is a messenger RNA of Poecilia reticulata (guppy), 5421 nucleotides long. It is a transcript of the gene socs7, whose product is annotated as suppressor of cytokine signaling 7. The record is from RefSeq and is a predicted model, not a curated record. Gene Ontology annotation, biological process: phosphatidylinositol phosphate biosynthetic process; intracellular signal transduction. Lineage: Eukaryota; Metazoa; Chordata; Actinopteri; Cyprinodontiformes; Poeciliidae. Gene Ontology annotation, molecular function: 1-phosphatidylinositol-3-kinase regulator activity. Gene Ontology annotation, cellular component: phosphatidylinositol 3-kinase complex.